ACAGAAGACUGUACGCGCGUUGCACUUUAUCCAAGCUCGUUGAUACUAUCGCUGUUGGUCGCAUGUACGGGGCGACCCAUUCCGCUGCUGAUGCAAAGUUUUGAUACAUCACAGCAGCCCUUGCACUUGUAUGCUGUAAGUAAUGGCUUGCAUAUUAGGCACCAAUGCAUCAUUAUCCUGAGGGGAUGGCAGACACCUACCAUUCCUGGUGAGACAUAACUUUCUUGGGUCCAUAAUUGCUUACUAGGUACCUCAUUGGUUCAUUGCGAAUCGACAGAGGAUUAUUACCUGAUGGCAAUUGUGACCACAUCGGUCGCACACCAUGGCGCGGGCAAAAAUCUAUUAUUUUAAGCAUUUCUACUCAUUAGGGAUCUGACAUCCUAGAGUUUCUAAUAACAAAGACUGAAUUAUUCAUCGAAAGGAUUUAAAGCUUCUUCCGCCAUAGAUAUUUAUCAUGGCACAGGAUAGAUGCUGGUUUGUCCUUCGACAAGCACAUUAUCCCGCCCCCAAAUAUGCAACGCCUAACAUGGCCCGAGGAAAGGCAGAGGGGCCUAUACAACUAGGUCACAUCAUUCCACGGCUCAAAGACAUAGAUCAAGUCAUCAACUCUUCCGGGCCCAACCCGCUGCCCAGAGAUGUGCGAAUUUGGCCGACGGUUGACAAGAACUUCAACUGGGCUGAGACUCGAGAUUCAGAGACGAAUGCCAAGACUGCGGCUGACAUCCCACUUCUUUCAGCGCCAGGCUUGUCGGCUCAAGGGGAUAUACAGCUCGCCUUCAAGAAGACCGUCAAUAACUUUGCACAGUUCGACAAACUGGAUAGGCAGAUCAUUCAGCCUACAAAGACGUACAUUGAUCAGAGUCUGAGAUCACCCCAAGUCUCAGAUUACAUCGAAGAACACAAGUCAUCGAUCCUUGAGUUAUCCGCGUGGAAGCUUUACAUGAUAUCCGGCAUCAUGAUUGCGAGAGGUGGAAGGACGGAACGCGCUGAAACAAAGCACUCUCGGGCCAACAUAGGGCCAAAAAUAGCUAUCUCUGAGCUAGCCACUACGGAGGCAACAAUCCAGUCAUCGUCGUCCAACAGCUCCUCUAUGACAGGAGAGCACGUCACAGACUUUGUGUGGGCAGUACGUCUUACGGAGAUCAAGAAACCACUUUUAGGGACCCAUACACAGCAAAAGACCGUCACCAAAGGGGCUACAUUCGGAGUAGGGUCUAGUGAGGUCGAUGUGGAAAAGGUCAUGUCAGACAUAGAGGACCAUGACCUAGAAGUAGUGAAGCACGUGGCAUCAGACAAUGAGGAAUCAUUGCUUCUAUUCAUUCCUGUAUAGCGUCUUGGUGAUCAGAGGGCUGACGGAAAAGGAUAUGUGUCCCAGUCCUCUUGGAUAUGUACCUCAAGUACGGUCGACAGUUACGCGCAAGUCAGACCAUUGUAAUGUAUCAUUUCUCAUUACGUUUGUUAUCGAGGUAUCUAUAGCAUACAGGUCAUUGCCGUAACCAUGUGACUAGAUCCCUACGGAGUGACUCUCUGAUCCGUUGUUUAUCCCCUAAAUCCUCCCAGUCGUUCUGAUUUAUUACUCGUUGCCUGUCGGGUAAUGAUGUUAUAAGAUUCCAUGGGCAUAUACAAUCGAAACCAAGAUCGUGAAUAGAAAUCUUGGAAAAGACUUCUCUCAUCCCCGAUUGUCUCGAAAGGAAUCUAAACGUUGGCAAAUAUUCGACGUGAUCUGACUGGCGUGAAAAGUCUAGUAGACUCGCGGCAAAGCCGGAAGCAAUCGCCGUGGAGAAGGAUGUGCCUUUCCCGAGCUCCCCGCUGGCUAAUUUGAUAUCCUCUCCCAAAAUCGCAAAGUUGUUGCUUCCUUUUCUCUUUUCUGGGUUGAU
Messenger RNA from Colletotrichum scovillei, 1877 nucleotides. RefSeq lists its product as uncharacterized. The coding region runs from base 455 to 1330 and encodes 291 amino acids. The record is from RefSeq and is a predicted model, not a curated record. Lineage: Eukaryota; Fungi; Ascomycota; Sordariomycetes; Glomerellales; Glomerellaceae. The transcript is spliced from 2 exons.